AUGAGAUCUUAAAAAUUAUUAGUAAAAUAUCUUUAAAAUAGCUUUCAAAACUAGAUCAAAUAUUAGAAAUUCACUCAAAGACAUAACUAAUUAAGAGGAUUCAAUACUCUAGGUUUCAACUAAUUUAAUAAAUUCCAAUUCUGCAGUUAAUAGAAUGGCUAAACUUAAACAGUAGAUAAUGCUAGCCAAGAGCAACAACAAUAAUAAUAUCAAAAACCCAAAUCAAAAUAUCAAAUGGAAUUAGAAAAGAGAUAUCCUAAAGAAAAAAUACAAGAAGUUCAAGAAGCCCUAAAGAACUCAAAGUUGAAUUUGUAUGAAUACCUUUUGAAAGUGAAUAAUUAAAGCAGCGAAAAUUAUGAGUAUAAAAGUGAUAUUUUGAUUAAAAAUAAUAUUGAUCAUACACUUUUAAAGGGUUAACCUAAAUAAAUUAUUUUUUUGACUACUCUUUGGUCUGGAGUAGGAUAUUUAGCUUCCUUAGCAAGUCCCUAUCUCUCUAUAAUUCCUAUGGUAUUUGGUAUAGGAGGAUUUAUUUCAUUUUAUUCUUCAAGAAGACUGGUUAAUAAAACAAUAGAAAGAAUCGAAUUCGUACCAAAUGAAAUCGAAAAAAUCAGAAUCUAUUUAUUAAAAAAAAAUGAACCUAUUCUUUGCAGAAUUGACAACAUUGAAGUUAUUGAUGUCAAUGAAAAUAUUGAGCAUCCUUACCUAUCAGAUAAAGUUUUUAGAGACUCUAUGUAAGGCAUCAGCUUAUAAAAAGAUAUUUCUGUCACAUUAAAUGCAGAAGAUUUGACUGGAUAACAGUUUAAUGCACUUAAUCUAUGUAUUUUUGGAAACAAGGAAUUGACUCAAGUUUCAAGCUACAAUCUUUUGUAAACAGUGCUUGAAGGAGAUAUUAUCAGAUUGAAUAAAUUUAAAGUUAACAAAAAAGAAACUGUCAGUGAUGAUUUUAUAGAAAAAAUGCUUUCCGAAAAAAGCAACCAAGCCCUUUUAGAGAAAAAAAAGUAAGAACAAGAGCAAGUUAAUUUAAUUGAUUAGCAAAUAUAAUAAGAAAUAUCCAAAUUCUCUAAAAAGAAAAACUGA
Messenger RNA from Tetrahymena thermophila SB210, 1077 nucleotides. Its product is annotated as transmembrane protein, putative. Lineage: Eukaryota; Ciliophora; Oligohymenophorea; Hymenostomatida; Tetrahymenidae. The transcript has a single exon. The record is from RefSeq and is a predicted model, not a curated record.